GGAUGGAAAGGUGGGUGAUGGGUGGGUGUGUGUAGUGUGGGGGGUUAGGUUAAACUAUAUACUAUCAUACUAUAGUUGGUGAAUAAAAAACGUCACGACGAGCAGCAUAAGGAUUUGUUAAUCCUGCAAUAAACAAUUUAUAUGUGUGUUUUUUUUAUCGUCAUUGUACGAGAAAUAGUAAAUAGGUAGUUUAAAUAUCAAGGAGUCAACGUUACGCCAAGCUAGGGUCUUUAUAACGAAACCCAGGAUGGCUAACCCUCUUGCAAACGUUCCUGUUUCGGAGAUUCUCAAGAAAAAAAGUACUUUUGAGGAUGAACCGAGGAAAAAGAGCAGGGAAGAUUGGCGGAAAGCUAAAGAGCUCGAGGAGGCGAGAAAAGCUGGUACAGCUCCAGCUGCUGUGGAUGAAGAAGGAAAAGACAUUAAUCCCCACAUUCCGCAAUACAUAAGUACCACACCAUGGUACUUUGGAGCAUCGGGCCCAACACUGAAGCAUCAGCGACCACAGCCAGAAAAGCAACGCGAGUUUAGUCGAUUGGAUGAAUGGUACAAGCGAGGAGUGGAUCCGUCUCGUACGGCAAAGAAAUAUCGCCCAGGAGCUUGUGAAAAUUGUGGAGCAAUAACUCACAAGAGGAAAGACUGCAUGGAGAGACCGAGAAAAGUCGGAGCACGUUUCACAAACACAAACAUUGCUCCUGACGAAUAUAUACAGCCUGAUUUGUCAAUCGAUUACGAUGGCAAAAGGGACAGGUGGGCUGGUUAUGAUCCAUCUGAACACAGAGCCAUAGUCGAAGAAUACCAAAAAAUAGAAGAAGCUAAGAGACAAAUGAGAGCGGACAAACUGAAUGCCGAAGAGAACGAUGAACAAGACUCCGAUAAAGAUGAGGAUAAAUACGUCGACGAAGUUGACAUGCCUGGUACUAAAGUUGAUUCAAAACAGCGUAUCACCGUCAGAAAUUUGCGAAUCCGUGAAGAUACCGCAAAGUAUUUGAGGAAUUUAGAUCCGAACUCGGCGUAUUAUGAUCCUAAAACGAGAUCUAUGCGUGACAAUCCUUAUGUCGGAACUGAAAGAGAAGUCGAUUACAAGGGUGAAAAUUUCGUACGAUUUUCCGGCGAUACCCAAGAACACGCAACUGCUCAACUAUUCGCUUGGGAUGCUCAUGAGAAAGGUGUCGACGUUCAUUUGCUCGCGGAGCCUACGAAACUCGAAUUACUCAAACAAGCCUACGACUCGAAACGAGACGAACUCAAGGACAAAGUUCGAAGCAGCGUUAUCGAUCGUUAUGGAGGUGAGCAGCACCUUCAAACACCGGAUCCUUCGCUUUUGCUGGCUCAGACUGAAAAUUACGUCGAAUACUCGAGAUGCGGAAAGAUAAUCAAGGGACAGGAGCGUCAAGUAAUCAGAUCGAAAUACGAGGAGGACGUUAUUCUGAACAACCACACGUCGGUGUGGGGUUCGUACUGGGAAUCAUUCCAAUGGGGAUAUCGGUGUUGUCACUCGUUCGUGAAAAAUUCGUACUGUACGGGCGAAGCGGGAAAGCGGGCGCUGGAGGCAUCGGCAGCCUCGACGUCGGGCGUCCCAGGCUCCGGCGAAGCAGCAGCAUCGAGUUCGAAAACACGAUCGGUCUCACCAGCAAAGUCUCACGCGGAAGAAUCGUCGAUGUUCAGAGCUGAUGGAAACGAUGACGAAAGAGGAAGGACGAUCUCGAGUCACGAAUCCGCGAGCGAUUCGUCGUCGGAAGACGAGCGGGAAACGAAAUCAAAAACCGAAAGAAAAUCAAGUUCGAGGAAGAAGAAACGACGUAAGCAAAAGGAAAAACGACGCGACAGGAGAAAGAGUGCUGCCAAAAAAGACGAGGAAGAGGAUAAAUUGAAAAAAGCUCUGGAGAAGGAGGCGGAGAACCAGAGAGAGGCAGAAAGGAUUUUAAAACUGGACGAAAGAAAGCGCCCUUACAACAGCAUGUAUCAUGCGAAAGAACCGUCCGCUGAGGAAAUUGAGGCUUAUCAAAUGAAACGACCACGAGAGGAAGAUCCGAUGAUGAGCUUUUUGGGAAAAUGAAAUAUUUCUCAGUCUCCGUUGUCUGUUAUUUAAAAUCCGAUAUUUUCAAUUCAAUAAAAUCUUAUGUACAUAAUA
Messenger RNA from Venturia canescens, 2131 nucleotides. It is a transcript of the gene Slu7, whose product is annotated as Pre-mRNA-splicing factor Slu7. The coding region runs from base 248 to 2056 and encodes 602 amino acids. Gene Ontology annotation, molecular function: pre-mRNA 3'-splice site binding. The record is from RefSeq and is a predicted model, not a curated record. The transcript has 4 exons. Lineage: Eukaryota; Metazoa; Arthropoda; Insecta; Hymenoptera; Ichneumonidae. Gene Ontology annotation, cellular component: spliceosomal complex. Gene Ontology annotation, biological process: mRNA splicing, via spliceosome.